Messenger RNA from Nomia melanderi (Alkali bee), 759 nucleotides. The record is from RefSeq and is a predicted model, not a curated record. Lineage: Eukaryota; Metazoa; Arthropoda; Insecta; Hymenoptera; Halictidae.
UUGCGUAUAUAGGGUUUAGAGUCAGUACGCGGAGUGCGUUCGGUGCAUCUGCACUAAGCGAGUGUGUGGAAAUCGGAGGAAUUUAUACACGCGCAAUGUCAAGGACUAAACUGACCACGGAUCACAGUAGCCGUCGCACGACGAUAUCGUGCUCCUCUUAGGAAACAAAUACGGCGUCGAAUAAUUACAUAACCGCCUGAUCUAGGUCUUUGACCCUGAAUCUAGACUGUCCACGUGCCGCAUCAGCGCGCAGGGAACGCACGAGAUCACGAUGUAACGUGAACAAACGUUGAUGCUCGUUGCCAAUUAUUCUCUCGGGAAUAUUACAAGCAUCGAUGAAAAGUCGCCGCUGGUUGGUGCUGCCAAAACGAAAGAAUGAAGGAAGAGGAGAAUAAGGUGUUGGACGAGGAACAGUGGAAGCUCGAAGCUCAGGCUGUCAUCAAUGACGUGAAACAACAUGUAACGGAUAUCAAGCUGUCGGAGGUAUUGCGAAGCACGAAUCAGUUCAUCUAUUUGAAUCUGACGACAUUGGAGGGUCUGAAGUUCUGCGUAGAGCUGUCGGGCGCUGGAUUCACCAUCGUCGGUAACCAGCACGACGACAAAUCGAACGUUGGAAACCAACGUUUUGAAACGCCCUAUAGUUUAUUAGACUCCGUCAGCCCCCAGUACCGAAACUCCUUUGGCAAUUGUCUUCUCGACAAACUGCAGAAACUGAGCGACGAACAGUGAGCAAGCUUUCAACGGUACUCGUUAACUGGU